Molecule: messenger RNA, 1469 nt
Organism: Gasterosteus aculeatus aculeatus (three-spined stickleback)
Lineage: Eukaryota; Metazoa; Chordata; Actinopteri; Perciformes; Gasterosteidae
Product: retinol dehydrogenase 7
Biological process (GO): steroid metabolic process
Cellular component (GO): intracellular membrane-bounded organelle
Molecular function (GO): oxidoreductase activity
Source: RefSeq, a predicted model, not a curated record
UGCUCUCAAUGAAAUUUGCACUCGCGCCAUUUCGUCGCUGAGUUGGACGGAACUUUUCUCACGUCUUCACCGGUGGAAACUCGGAGCAAAAGGCUACUCGUGCUGAAUCUGAUUCAUCCGCGUCGGGCCGAUGGGUGGAGUCAGCGUGCUGACGCAGGAGGAGUCGGAGAUCCCCUAUUGGUCCACGGUUGGGAGGCGGGACCUGCGUCUCAGCCGGACUUCAUAAGCGUGGAACCCCCCCUGCUGACGGAUAUGAAGACCCCCACGCCGCAGCCAUGUACCUGUAUCUCCUGGGGCUGCUGGUUCUCUACAAGCUGUACCGCUGGUGUAGGGAGCUGCCCCGCGUCCCUGACAGGGGCACCAAGUAUGUGUACAUCACCGGCUGUGACACCGGCUUCGGAAACCUCGCGGCCCGCCAUCUGGACAAGAAGGGGUUCAAGGUGAUCGCCUCGUGUUUCAGCGAGAGGGGAGAAGAAGACCUGAAGAAGUCCUGCUCCGGCAGCCUGAUCACAACACACCUGGACGUGCGCUCCAAGGACAGCGUUGCCAAAGUUGCGGCGCUGAUCAAGGAGAAAGUGGGGGAGCACGGCUUAUGGGCUGUGGUGAACAACGCCGGCGUGUCCGUCCCCUCGGCCCCCUGUGAUUGGCUGACCAUCGACGACUACAAGUCCAUGCUGGACGUCAACCUCAACGGGGUGAUCGCGGUGACGCUGAGCGUCCUGCCGCUAAUCAAGAAGGCCAGGGGACGGGUGGUCAACGUAGCAAGCGUGUUCGGAAGGAUCAGUCCUACAGGGGGACCGUACACGGUCUCCAAGUACGGCGUGGAGGCCUUCAAUGAUAGCCUCAGGCUGAAUAUGGCGCCUUUUGGUGUCAAAGUCCUGUGCAUAGAGCCGGGCUUCUUCAAAACAAACGUGACUGACGCCACUAUCCUGACCAAAAACGUGACUGCGGUGUGGGACAGACUGCCACAGGACGUGAAGGACGACUACGGAAUUGAAUAUCUACAAAAGUCGUUGGGCGUAAUAAAAGACAAGGUAGCCAAGAUCAGUGAUGGGGAUCUGAUGAAGGUGGUCGGCUGCAUGGAGCACGCCGUGUCUGCCGUCCAGCCCCGCACCCGCUACUCCCCCGGCUGGGACGCCAAGCUGUUCUGGCUGCCGCUGUCGUACAUGCCAACCUGCGUCUCAGAUUAUAUCCUGGGAAGUCAAGCUGUUCCAAUCGCCAAGAAAUGAAUUGGGCUUUUUCAUUUUUUACAUCAAUGUGUAUUCAGCAAUACAAGAUUACCAGUGUAAAACUGAUCCUGAUAAAAGCUUUAUUCUUAUGACUAGAAUAACCAUCAUGAACAGGGCAAUUAAGUUGGCCUUUGUAUCUCUUCUGAUUGCAUAUGAAAGACUAUACUUAUUCAAGGCCACCGUAUCUACAGCUCAAUAGCUUUGAAAGGUCACGGAGGGGCAAUAAAAGAAACAUCCAUA